AUGAUAUUGCGGGGCGCCUCUGCGACCCAAUGUUUGCUACACAAACACCUUCGUUGUUACACCUCGCGGCGACUCUUUUCAAGUUCACUAUUAUGUUCAAGGGCCUCCAAUAACAAGCGCGACCCUUCACAGCCAAAGGAUAAAUGGAACUACAACAGAAGCCCCUUUGACGCCAAUGUUUCCGAAGAUCUUCACAAACUUCGCUUAGUUGACGCCAAUAUACUGGAGAAGGAAACCGAACCUCCAGUUAACGUCAAGAUGUUGGUUCGAGAUUUCAUAGAAGACUCCCUCUAUAACCCCAACUAUGGGUACUUCCCAAAGCAGGCUACCAUCUUUAACGUACAGGAUACAGCAUUCGACUUUCCAAAUCUUCGUGACUCUGCGGAAUUUCAAGAAGAGAUUGGAACAAAAUAUGCUGCUUACGGGGCGGACAAGCAUGAUGGGCCUGGACGUCAGUUGUGGCAUACUCCAACUGAGUUAUUCAAGCCGUGGUACGGUCGGGCAGUUGGACGAUGUCUAGUGUCCGAGUACCUGUUAAAAUACUUCCCCUAUGAAGAUUUUGUCAUUUACGAGAUUGGUGCCGGAAAUGGAACUUUGGCUAUGGAUAUUCUCAAUCUACUUCAAGAAGACUAUCCGGAGGUGUACGAACGAACUCGUUAUAACAUCAUCGAGAUCAGCGAAAGUCUCGUGAAGUUACAGAAAAAAAAACUACAAGAAGUUCAUCCAUGUGUGACAAUUACGCAUAAAAGCAUUUUCCAUUGGGAAACCGUGGAACCGUCACCUUGCUUUUUCAUUGCAAUGGAAGUGAUUGAUAAUUUUGCUCAUGAUCUAGUGCGGUACGAUUUGAAGACAUUGAAACCUUACCAAGCUUUGGUCACCAUAGACAACAAUGGCGAUUUCGACACUAUAUUUGACCCAGUCACUGAUCCUCUGAUAACAUCAUUUUUGAAUCUUCGUCAAACUUUGAAUCAUCCACCGCCCAUCAACAAACUGCUGUUACAGUCAGAGUCAUUGAGGCAGAGAUAUUUAUCACUUCCUUUUGCGCCUAAUCUGUCAACCGCAGAAUAUAUCCCAACCCGAAUGCUCAGUCUUUUAAGAACUCUGCGAAGCUACUUCCCUCGACAUCGCCUGCUCUUGACUGAUUUUUCAUCACUUCCGGAUUCAAUACCAGGGGUCAAUGCUCCCGUGGUCCAAACUCGGUUCCAGAACAUCACCGUUCCUUGCACCACCCUUCUUGUCAAACAAGGCUAUUUUGAUAUAUUCUUCCCGACAGACUUCGAACGCCUACGAGAUAUGUACGAGUUUAUGUUGGCCCAGCCGCCGAAUAAAUCAGGGUCCUUGGAAACCCUAGAGUCAGGACGAGUCACUCCUUUAACAUCCACUGCAUCAUCUUUUUCGUCGGGCUCUCAGUUUUUCUCGUCAUAUCAACCUAGCAAUAGGAGGAAUCCAGUCGAUGGAGUAACUUCUGCGAGUGGCCUUCCUGUUGGGGAGCGAAAAUCAAGUGUAUUCUCUCAUUCACAGUUUUUGGAAACCUAUGCUGAACUGGAGAAAACACGAUUACGCAGUGGAGAAAAUCCCAUGCUCGAUUUUUACAAAAAUGUUAAAUUUUUGUUUUGA
Messenger RNA from Psilocybe cubensis, 1617 nucleotides. Its product is annotated as Protein arginine methyltransferase NDUFAF7-like protein, mitochondrial. The transcript has 3 exons. Gene Ontology annotation, molecular function: protein-arginine omega-N symmetric methyltransferase activity. Lineage: Eukaryota; Fungi; Basidiomycota; Agaricomycetes; Agaricales; Agrocybaceae. Gene Ontology annotation, cellular component: mitochondrion. The record is from RefSeq and is a predicted model, not a curated record. The coding region runs from base 1 to 1617 and encodes 538 amino acids.